Molecule: messenger RNA, 251 nt
Organism: Amoebophrya sp. A25
Lineage: Eukaryota; Dinophyceae; Syndiniales; Amoebophryaceae
Source: the annotation of a GenBank genome assembly
GGAAACCGCCGUUGGAAGUGCCGUACGGGACCGAGGGGAGCGCUUGCUGGAAUCACUGCGACAGAUCCAGCAAACGGCCACGCCAGCCCUCACUCAUGGUGCUGACGCGGUUGGGACUUCGCAGUUGUCAGAGCAGCUGCAAGCCGGGACGAACAAGAUUUCUGCAGAAGUCGAGAAUCUAGGUCGCGGCCUGCUAGCCCGCGAGGAAAUAUGGAAAAGCAAAGGAGUCGACAUCUUAGCCUCGGUCCAGC